Messenger RNA from Macroventuria anomochaeta, 3090 nucleotides. RefSeq names its product DUF917-domain-containing protein. Gene Ontology annotation, biological process: glutathione metabolic process. The coding region runs from base 48 to 3032 and encodes 994 amino acids. Lineage: Eukaryota; Fungi; Ascomycota; Dothideomycetes; Pleosporales; Didymellaceae. Gene Ontology annotation, molecular function: 5-oxoprolinase (ATP-hydrolyzing) activity. The transcript has 3 exons. The record is from RefSeq and is a predicted model, not a curated record. Gene Ontology annotation, cellular component: cytosol.
GUUAUUGGGUCCAUCUGUUAUACAAAGUUGCAUCGAAAUCUAGAGCCAUGGGUGUUCCAAAGAACUUGCGCAUUGGCGUUGAUGUUGGCGGCACGAAUACCGAUGGAGUCAUUAUAGAUCCUACAAGAUCAGGUGAGGCUGAUAAGGGCAUUGUAGCAUGGCACAAAGCACCCACUACGGCAGACCCCAGUCAUGGAAUCGCUGAUGCAAUUACUACCAUGUUCAAGUCCGCAUCUGUGGACCCCAGUUCGGUAGCCAGCGUUACGAUUGGAACGACACAUUUCGUGAACGCAGUGAUAACGCGGGACUCAACUCGACUAUCGCCGGUCGCUGUACUGCGCCUCUCUGGACCCUUCAGUAAGCAUGCGCCUCCAUGUGUGGAUUGGCCAGCUUCACUGCGAAAGAUCAUAUUAGCACACUAUGCUUUGGUAAAAGGAGGUCUUGAGGUGGACGGCAGUCUGAUAUCCGACAUCAAAGAGCAAGAGAUCGUAGAGCAGUGCAAGAUCAUCAAAGAAAAGGGCAUCAGGAGCAUCGUAGUCAAUGGCGUGUUCAGUCCAAUUGACACGAUAGAGAAGCAAGAAGAGCGCGCAGCAGAAAUCAUCAAUCGUGAACUCGGCGAAAAAGUAGAUACUGUGCUCAGCAAGGCUGUCGCAAACCUCGGUUUCCUGGAGCGAGAGAAUGCUGCGAUUCUCAAUGCUUCGAUUCUGUCAUUUGCACGCAAAACUAUCGCCUCUUUUCAGUCUCCCAUCAAGAGGCUCGGAUUGAACUGUCCCGUUUUCAUCACACAGAAUGACGGCACGAUUCUCAGUGGCGAAGCGGCAAGUCGACUACCUAUCCGCACAUUCUCCUCAGGCCCCACGAACAGCAUGCGCGGUGCUGCGUUCUUAAUAGGAAAGCAAGAGAACAGUGAGGCGAUAAUGGUAGUUGAUGUAGGUGGAACGACAACGGAUGUCGGCCUACUACUUGCCAAUGGGUUUCCACGCCAACAAGCAGCCUACUCUGAGCUUUCUGGCGUCAGGAUGAAUUUCUCAUAUCCGGAUGUCAAGAGUAUAGGUCUUGGAGGUGGUAGUCUGGUUAGGAGGAUCGGAGACCGACUACAGGUAGGCCCGGAGUCAGUGGGCUAUAAACUGCCAGAGAAAGCUCUUGUCUUUGGUGGAGAUGUACCUACGGCUACUGAUUACACCGUAGCAGGCUCGUCUGAGGUCACAAUUGGCGAUCCGGAUAAAGUGCGAGGCAAGCUGAGUGAGAACGACAUCUUAGACUUCAGGAACGAGACAAAGGCUAUGCUGGAGCGCAUCGUUGACACAAUGAAGACUGCACCGGAAGAUCUUCCUGUACUACUUGUUGGAGGUGGUGCUGUGGUAGCACCAGAUAGCUUGAAAGGUGCGAGCCGUGUCAUCAAGCCACAGUGGUCAGGCGUGGCGAACGCAAUCGGUGCUGCUAUGGCACGAGUCAGUGUUGUCGUAGACACUGUCAAGUCGACUGAAAAGCAGACUGAGAAGGAGCUGCUAGCCGAAAUCUCUGAAAAAGCGAAGGAGCGAACCAUUAAAGCAGGCGCUCUGGCUGAUUCUAUAGAGGUUGUGGAAGUCGACACGCUGCCGCUGCAAUAUGUGGCGAACAAGACGCGUUUCGUCGUCAGAGCGGCUGGCGAUUUCGAUUUCUCUCGGGCACAAGGCUUCGCAGACCUCGAGCUUACGAAAGUUGGAGAGGAUAUAGCGACAGAGUUGGAGAACGCACAGAACGCUAUCACUCCGGCAUCGACUGAGGACAUCUCUGUUGAAGACGAUGCAGCUCCCGAGGUUGACAUCGUCGGCUAUAAGCCGAAGGUUGUCAACCGCGAAUGGUGGAUAUCCGAAACGGACCUCAAUUGGAUCACCAUAGGCUGCUAUAUCCUAGGUACCGGAGGCGGCGGCUCGCCUUACUCCACGAUGUUGAGGGUACGCGAGAUCCUGCGAGCAGGUGAUGCCGUACGAGUCGUCAGUCCAGACGAUCUCAAAGAUGAAGACCUAGUGGGUAGUGGCGGGGGUGUCGGAAGUCCAACCGUGGGUAUCGAGAAGCUCUCCGCUGAUGAGAUGAUGGAUGCUCAGAACAGUCUCUAUGAACUGUUUAAGGGCGGUCGUGCAACCCAUGUGAUUCCUCUAGAGAUUGGAGGCUCGAACGGUCUUCAAGGUCUCGUUCUAGGUGCAUCGUCGAACAUGAAUGUGCCGUGUGUAGAUGGCGACUGGAUGGGUCGUGCUUAUCCAACCAAGUGGCAGACCACACCUGUUGUAUUUGGGGAGCGCGAGAUCGUCUUCGCUCCAGUAUGUGUCGCUGAUGGCAACGGUAACACGCUCUACAUGCCUACAGCGACCAGCGACCUGAAGGUCGAACAAGUUAUUAGAUCAGCUCUGAGCCAGAUGGGAAGUGCUGUCGGGACAGCCGAUGCCCCAGUAACGGGUGAGGAGACGAGGCGAUGGGCGGUUGAAUACACAAUAUCGCUGUCAUGGCGCAUAGGUCGAGAGGUCGCACGAGCAAGAAAAGAAAACAGAAUCGACAGUGUCGCUGAGUCGAUCAUCGAUGCUGUCGGAGGGCUAGAAACAGGUCGCGUUCUAUUCAAGGGAAAGAUCGUCGGUGUUGAACGCAAACUUUGGAUGGGCCACGUCUAUGGCGAAGUCAUCAUCGAGGGUACCGAGGCUCAAUUCUCUGGCAAGGUCAAGAUACCAUUCAAGAACGAGAACAUCGCUGCCAUCCGCAUGCAUGAUGGCAAAGAGAGCAAGACUGGCGAGGAACGCAAUGAGGACGUGCUCGCCAUCGUGCCAGAUUUGAUCUCGGUCAUUGAUGCGCAGAACGGCGAGGCGAUUGGAACACCUGAGUAUAGGUACGGCUUGCAGGUGUUGGUCAUUGGUAUUACUGCUAGUGAACGGUGGACAAGCCUCAAAGGUAUCGAGAUCGGUGGCCCCAACGCCUUCGGUCUGAAUCAUCUUGAGUACAAGCCAUUGGGCAAGUUUGUAAAGCCAGUCAGCGUGAUCGACGAAUUUGAGGGGAAGGCAUGAGCUGCUACCCUUGGGCGAGGGAAGCACAUCGAUACCCUUGUAUAAACCGGUAAAUGGU